Messenger RNA from Macrosiphum euphorbiae (potato aphid), 1203 nucleotides. Lineage: Eukaryota; Metazoa; Arthropoda; Insecta; Hemiptera; Aphididae. The record is from the annotation of a GenBank genome assembly.
AUGACCAUGUCCUGUCAAGAGAUGGACCCUUUGGGCAUGUACAUGGAGCUUAAGCUCGACCCGUUCAUUAACGAAGACAUGAAAGACUUCAGCUGGGACUCGGAUUUGGAUCAGGAUAUUACCGACGCGCUGAGAGGCACAGAAGACACGUCCGAUUGGCUGAUCGAUGCAAACGGCCGGUCGAAUUCUCACGUGGUACUGCACGACCGUCUGAUAACCGACGCUGUGAUAUUUAAUGCCCCUAUCAAGGCCGAACACUCGUAUUGUACUACACACGGGUCUAGCGAAUCACUGGACGCUAUAGAUUUGGACGAAGAUAGCAGUCAGGACGGAACUUGUAAGCUGACGUUUGAUGAAGUGAGAUGUGAUCGUACCGGUAACAUUGAAAUGAUUAGUAUCAAAGAGGACACGACUUCAAUAAAAGACGAACCGAUGAGUGACCAGGAAUAUGUUGAGACUUCCUCUUGCCCUCCAUCACCGUGUUCUGCAUCUGACGAUACUCCCAGACAUUACGGCAAGGUACAAAAAACCAGUUACAAAGAACCAACCACAGUCGUAUUGACCUCCAGAGCUUUCCUCAACCAACCGCACAGAUUAAUCGUCCCAAACUUCGGUCUGAAAAUGGAUGGCACAGGUUUUUCACUGCCACCCACGCCACCUUCGUCCACGUCCAGCGAUAGCGAGGGCGGUAACGUAUCACCGCACCACCGAUCGUCGCCCACACGGCGGUUGUUCCUGUCGACGAUGUCGUCGUCGUCCUCGUCGUCCUCGUCUUUAGCGGCCGCCUCCGCUACCAUCACCAGUAGCCGGCAGCCUAUACAGACGCCUUUGAUCAGCUGUCAGCCGAAAGGUUCUACCGGUGUACUGACGCUCACGGAAGAGGAGAAACGCACCCUACUGGCCGAAGGCUACCCGAUACCUACCAGGUUGCCAUUGACCAAGGCCGAGGAGAAGUCGUUAAAGAAAAUCCGAAGGAAAAUUAAAAACAAGAUAUCGGCGCAAGAGAGCCGACGCAAGAAGAAGGAAUACAUGGAUACUUUGGAGAGGAAGGUGGAUAUUCUCGUCACCGAAAAUUGCGAGUACAAAAAGAAAAUUGUCAAUCUUGAAGAGAGUAAUGGGUCCCUAGUCCAGCAACUUCAAAAGUUGCAGAAAUUACUCGGGCUACAAGCAACCCACAUCAGUCAGCAACUGAAGACCAAAUAA